AUGACACUCACUACACUACAUAUCUCCUCCAAUCAAAUCGAAGAUGUCGGAGCACAGUAUCUCGCUGAUGCAUUGCGAAAUAACACAACACUAAUCACAUUACAUCUGGGAUACAAUCAAAUCGGUGAUCUCGGAUCGCAAUAUCUUGCUGAUGCUUUACGGAACAACACGACACUCACCACACUAGAUCUCCGAAACAAUAAAAUCGGAGCUCUCGGAGCAGAAUGUCUCUUUGAUGUUUUACGAAAUAACAUGACACUCACCACAUUAGAUCUCUUGAACAACCAAAUCGGAAGCAAGCUUAGAGAUCGUAUGAUGGAACUGAUUAAGCGGAAUAAACAACGAAUGAAAUCAUGA
Messenger RNA from Rotaria sordida, 357 nucleotides. The record is from the annotation of a GenBank genome assembly. NCBI's taxonomy places the organism in Eukaryota, Metazoa, Rotifera, Eurotatoria, Philodinida, Philodinidae.